Molecule: messenger RNA, 1210 nt
Organism: Syngnathus acus (greater pipefish)
Lineage: Eukaryota; Metazoa; Chordata; Actinopteri; Syngnathiformes; Syngnathidae
Gene: c6h15orf61
Product: chromosome 6 C15orf61 homolog
Exons: 2
Coding region: 482-952 (156 amino acids)
Source: RefSeq, a predicted model, not a curated record
UUUUUUUUUUUUUAAUUUACAAAUAAAACCUUUCACGCUAUAUGCGCCGUCCAUCUAUGACAUUUGUUUUCCAUUUUAUUCUAUUUCUUAGACACCCACUUGUCUUAGUAAUAGUAGUAGUAUUGGUAUUAUUACUAGUACUAAUUAAUUCAAUGAGUUGGUUUUGUUUUGAGUUCCGCCACCUUGGUUUCCAGCCGGACGACCGUAAUGUGAGCACCCAUUUACCGGUACGUAGCUGCAAAUGCUCCUAAGGUCAUCUCUCCAUUCUCAUGUUUAAUGUGCUUUAAAGACGAACAUAUCCACGCCGUACACUUGUAACCUAUGUCUUUGUGCAUGUAACGCUGUUUAAGUAACGUGUGUCCUCUUCACGGGAGGCUCAUGUGUGCUAGCCUCCAAUUUUUAAAGAGACAGUAGCUCAUGACUACCGUUCUUCAUUCGGAAGUUCUCAAGCUAUUUAAAAUAGGGAAAAAAAGUGCAAGUUAUGAGGGAGUUUUUGAAAAAAGUGCACAAUGCCUUGUUAAAAGUUGCGCUGUUUCCGAGCACUUUUGGCAAAUCAAGACCUCGUCCUGCCGCCUCGGAGGUGCUCACCUGCCACCUGGAGCAGCGAAAGCUCCCACCGUGGACUUCUUACUGUGUCCGCUACGCUGCCGUCCACAAUGACCAAUUUGGACUGUCCAACUUCAAUUGGAGCGUUCGAGGAGCGAACUACCACAUACUGAGAACAGGAUGCUUUCCAUUCAUUAAGUACCACUGCACCAAAGCACCAAAGCAGAACCUGGACUUGGAGGACAGGUUUUUCACUAUCCUCAAAGUUAUCAAUCUAGGUAUUCCCUGUCUGGCUUAUGGAAUGGGUUGCUGGAUGGUUGUCGGUGCUGCAGAAACAGUCCAGACAAGCGUCGGUCCUGUCAAACUUUAUUUUGCCUACAAGGAAGACGAAGGUGCUCAGUAUUGAGCCCCAAAACAAACAAUAUUCCAGUGCAAGACUGUCAUUUGUUAUUUACAUUUACGAAGGAAAAGCUCCAGUGGACAUGUUGACACCAGUGUCAUUCUGUGUCUCAAGUGGUCCUUGUGUUCAAUUAUUAAAGAUUUCAAGUUUCAAUGGAAGAGUCGCUCAUGCAUGUUAUCACGCUGACACACAACACUAACAGUGUUUAUUUAGAGAGCACUCUUAAUAUUAAAAAUGGAUGAACAAUUUGCUCCAAAAUAGAUA